Molecule: messenger RNA, 1644 nt
Organism: Linnemannia hyalina
Lineage: Eukaryota; Fungi; Mortierellomycota; Mortierellomycetes; Mortierellales; Mortierellaceae
Source: the annotation of a GenBank genome assembly
AUGGCCUCAGUACAAACAACCAACGGAGCACCCAAGACUCCCACCUACAUCCCCCCUUACUCACGCACAGAAUCCGCACCAGGAUCCCCAACCCCCUCAGUCCACUCCCAUCACGACGGCGACUUUCAACACCACCCAGACUAUCUCCGUCUGAUCCUCACCGCCCGCUGCUACGAGAUCCUCAAGCAAACCCCACUCACCCACGCCGUCAACCUCUCUAACAGAACCCAGAACCAGAUCUUGUUCAAGCGUGAGGAUCUCCAAGAUGUUUUUUCCUUCAAGAUCCGAGGCGCUUAUAACAAGUUGGCCCAUUUGACGGAGGAGGAGAAGCGGAGGGGCGUUAUUGCGUGCUCGGCCGGGAAUCAUGCGCAGGGUGUUGCGCUGGCCGCAAAGACGAUGGGGAUCAAGGCUACCAUUGUUAUGCCGACUCCUACGCCGGAGAUCAAGUCGAGGAAUGUGUUGAGGUUAGGGUCGACGGUUAUCCUGCAUGGGAAGAACUUUGAUGAGGCCAAGGCCGAAUGUGAGCGGUUGACCAAGCUGGAGAACUAUACCAACAUCCCACCGUUUGAUGAUCCCUAUGUCAUUGCUGGACAGGGAACCAUUGGAGCAGAGAUUUUGAGACAGCACAACUUGCAGGAUAUUGAUGCGAUCUUUUGUUGUGUUGGUGGUGGCGGGUUGAUUGCCGGUGUAGCGGCGUAUGUGAAGCGGGUUGCGCCUCAUAUCAAGAUCAUUGGCUGUGAGACCGUGGAUGCUAAUGCGAUGACUCAGAGUUUGAAGGCUGGACGCAGGAUUGAGUUGACGGAUGUUGGGCUGUUUGCGGAUGGUGCUGCUGUCAAGGUUGUGGGCGAGGAGCCCUUCCGACUCUGCCAGUCGUUUGUCGAUGAGAUGGUCGAAGUCACCAACGACGAGAUCUGUGCAGCGAUCAAGGACAUCUUCGAAGACACCCGCUCAAUCGUCGAACCCGCCGGAGGACUCGCCGUAGCGGGCUGCAAAAAGUACCUCCGCGAACACAACUUCACCAACAAGACCUGCAUCGCCGUCACCUCGGGGGCCAACAUGAACUUUGAGCGCCUCCGCUUCGUCGCUGAACGCGCCUUACUUGGAGAACAAAAAGAAGCCCUCCUCUCCGUCGUCAUCCCCGAAAAGCCCGGCUCCUUUUUGCGGCUCUACAAACAUAUCCAUCCGCUCAUGGUGACCGAGUUCUCAUACCGGUAUGCGCCCAACAGGAGAGCACAGAUCUACAUGUCCUUCUUAUGUAACGAUCGUAGGAGAGAGGUGCCGUUGAUCAUGGACCAGUUGGUCAAGGAGGAUAUGCAGGCUUGGGAUAUUAGUGAGGACGAGAUGGCAAAGUCCCACGCGAGGUAUAUGAUUGGUGGGCGGUCUGAGGCUGAGAACGAGAGAAUGUUCAGGUUCGAGUUCCCUGAACGUCCUGGUGCGCUGUUGCAAUUCCUGGAAGGUCUGAGGGCUGGAUGGAACGUUUCGCUCUUCCACUACCGGAAUCACGGCUCUGAUAUGGGCAAGGUGUUAGCGGGGUUACAGGUCCCUGAGGAGGACAACGAGGAGUUUACAAAUUACCUGUCUCAAUUGAACUAUCACUGGGUCGAGGAGACCAACAACCCCCUCUACAAGCAGUUUUUCUGCUAA